CUUGACCCAGGAUUCCUAUCCACGGAGGACGCUGUGCUGCCAGGAAAUCUGGGGCUGAAGGACCAGGCGAUGGCCCUCCGUUGGGUCAAGGACAACAUCCGUGACCUCGGCGGCGACCCGGACAAGGUCACCAUCUUCGGGGAGUCAGCUGGGGGGGCGUCGGUGCACUUCCAUAUCCUUUCUCCGGGGUCAAAGGUCAGCCUGUUCGCCCGCGCCAUCCUGCAGUCCGGCUCGGCCCUGUGUCCCUGGGCCACGGCCGCCAACCACGCCAAGAUGGCCAUCGAAGUCCUGCAGAAACUGAACUGCUCCGACGCCUCCUUCCCGCCCCUCGACAGCCAAGGACUCCUGAGGUGCCUGCAGGAGACGCCCGUGCACGUCCUGCUGGAGCUGCCCACCAAGGACUCCUGA
This is a messenger RNA of Penaeus vannamei (Pacific white shrimp), 408 nucleotides long. The record is from RefSeq and is a predicted model, not a curated record. Lineage: Eukaryota; Metazoa; Arthropoda; Malacostraca; Decapoda; Penaeidae.